Molecule: messenger RNA, 1125 nt
Organism: Asparagus officinalis (garden asparagus)
Lineage: Eukaryota; Viridiplantae; Streptophyta; Magnoliopsida; Asparagales; Asparagaceae
Product: CBL-interacting protein kinase 6-like
Biological process (GO): protein phosphorylation
Molecular function (GO): protein kinase activity; ATP binding
Source: RefSeq, a predicted model, not a curated record
AUGAAAGAACUCCAUCUCCCCUCCUCCUCCUCCCCAUUCUCCACGGCCGCCUACGAGCUCGGGCGCCUCCUCGCACGGCACCUCGCUAAAGUCUACCUCGCCCGCAACCUCGCCUCCGGCGAGAACGUCGCCAUGAAAGUGGUGUGCAAGGAGAAGGUGAUCCGCGUGGGGAUGAUGGAGCAGGUUAAGCGCGAGAUCUCGGUGAUGAAGAUGGUGUCCCACCCCAACGUCGUCGAGCUCCACGAGGUCAUGGCGACCAAGUCCAAGAUCUACUUCGCCAUGGAGCUCGUCCGGGGCGGCGAGCUCUUCUCGAGGAUCCGCGGCGUGUACCACCGGGACCUGAAACCGGAGAAUUUACUGCUCGACGAGCAAGGCAAUCUGAAGGUUGCUGACUUCGGGCUCAGCUCGGUUGCCGGCCCCGAUGGAUUGCUGCAUACCACUUGUGGAACUCCGGCGUACGUCGCACCUGAGGUUAUCGCCAAGAAAGGGUACGACGGAGCGAAGGCCGAUCUGUGGUCUUGUGGAGUUAUUCUCUAUGUUCUUCUUGCUGGGUUCCUCCCAUUUCAGGACGACAACCUUAUGGCAAUGUAUCGAAAGAUCCACAAAGGGGACUUCAAUAUGCCCGCCGUGGUUCUCCUCGCGACGAUCGCGCGCCUCAAUGCACCGAAACUCCUCGGACGGCGGCGAAGCCCUAACCACCCGGAUGCCCCGGGGGGAGGGGAAGGGGAGCUGUCGUGGCGGCGGAGAUAUUCGCGGUGGCUGCGCGGGUCGGUUUCUGUUGUGGAGGUGAGGAAAGAGGGCUGGGAUAGCCUGGAGUACAGGAGCUUCUGCAGGGAUGAGCUCCGGCCGGCGUUGAAGGAUAUCGUGUGGGCUGCUGCCGCUUGAUUUGGUUGAUCCUCUCAAUAAUUGAGAGGUGGUGUAUUUGUGCGUGUGACUUUGUUCGUGCCGCAAUUGUUUGUUUGGAUUUUGGUGUGCGAAGCGUUGAAGGUGGUGGGGUCUGUUCUGUGGCGUCAUAUGUUAUUUUGUUGGUAUUACUAUUGCACUGCGCAUGUUUCCUGGCCGCAUGUAGAUGCGUAUUCAAUAACUUUUAAAUCCUUUUAAGAAACGAAAGUCUUAUUUGGACUA